GGCACAGAGCGAGCGGGCGGGCAGGCGGGCGGCAGCGCGGCGCCGCGCUGCGCUCCUCCCUUCUGUCCCUCCGCCUUCUCCCGCCGCGGAUGUCGGCGCCGCCGCUGCGUGGGGGAGAGGAGCGGCUGCGCGGGCAGCGCCCCCCCGGGUGCCGGAACGUCUUCAGGCACGGAUUUGUAGAAGAUCCUGGAACACAGAGGAGCAGCUGAGAGCCUUCAGACAAUUUAUUGUCUUCUCUAACCUUACAGAAUCAACUUUCAUCUUCUGGAUGUCCAAGCCUUUCACACCAAAUUUUAAGCUUUACCUUUCCUGCCUGGCAACAAAUUACAUUCUCAGUCUGUUAUUUUAAGGGGCUGGGAAGCUGAAUUCACUAGCUGACCAGCAUGGCUAAGAUUAGAUUAGUUUUAACUGUUUGCCAGGUGGUGCUAGAAUUGCUAACGAAUUCAUUAACUGAGUCUUCCGUACAGAGUAAUGAAUGUCCCCAGCUUUGUGUAUGCGAAAUCAGGCCAUGGUUUACACCACAGUCAACAUACAGGGAAGCCACAACAGUUGACUGCAAUGACCUUCGUUUAACAAAAAUCCCCAGCAAUCUUUCCAGUGACACUCAAGUCCUUCUGUUACAAAGCAACAAUAUCGCAAAGACCACAGAUGAACUCCAACUGCUAUUUAAUUUAACAGAGUUAGAUUUUUCACAAAAUAACUUCACAAGUAUCAGAGACGUGGGGCUCUCAAAUCUUACUCAGCUAACUACUUUGCAUCUGGAGGAAAAUCAGAUCAUGGAGAUGACUGACUACUGCUUGCAAGACCUUUGCAAUCUUCAGGAGUUAUAUAUAAAUCAUAAUCAGAUCAGCAGCAUUUCUGCAAAUGCAUUCUCUGGCCUGAAGAAUCUUUUAAGAUUACAUCUCAACUCCAACAAAUUAAAGGUUAUUGACAGCCGUUGGUUUGAUUCUACUCCUAACUUAGAGAUUCUUAUGAUUGGAGAAAAUCCAGUGAUUGGAAUACUAGAUAUGAACUUCAAACCACUCUCCAAUUUAAGGAGUCUUGUUUUGGCGGGUAUGUAUCUUACAGACAUCCCCGGCAAUGCCUUGGUAGGCUUGGACAGUCUUGAAAGUCUUUCCUUCUAUGACAACAAAUUGGUAAAAGUUCCUCAGCUCGCACUUGAGAAAGUUCCAAAUCUAAAAUUCCUGGAUCUCAACAAAAAUCCAAUUCAUAAAAUUCAAGAAGGUGACUUUAGAAACAUGCUCAGAUUGAAAGAGCUUGGAAUCAAUAAUAUGGGAGAGCUUGUUUCUGUGGAUAGGUAUGCGCUGGACAACCUGCCUGAACUUACAAAGCUGGAAGCCACCAACAACCCAAAGCUGUCCUACAUCCAUCGUUUGGCAUUUCGCAACGUCCCUGCCCUGGAGAGUUUGAUGCUGAACAACAACGCCUUGAACGCUGUCUACCAAAAAACAGUGGAGUCCCUCCCAAACCUGCGUGAGAUUAGCAUCCACAGCAACCCCCUCCGGUGCGACUGUGUCAUUCACUGGAUCAACUCAAACAAAACCAACAUCCGCUUCAUGGAACCUCUCUCCAUGUUCUGUGCCAUGCCUCCAGAGUACAGAGGACAACAGGUAAAAGAAGUGCUAAUACAGGAUUCAAACGAGCAAUGUCUUCCAAUGAUCUCUCACGAGACCUUUCCAAAUCACUUAAACUUGGACAUUGGCAUGACAGUAUUUUUAGACUGCAGGGCCAUGGCAGAACCCGAGCCAGAAAUUUACUGGGUCACUCCCCUCGGAAAUAAAGUAACUGUUGAAAGCCUCUCUGACAAAUACAAGCUAAGCAGCGAAGGCACCUUGGAAAUCUCCAAUAUUCAGAUUGAAGACUCUGGGAGGUACACCUGUGUUGCUCAGAACAUAGAAGGAGCUGACACGAGGGUCGCCACAAUCCGGGUGAACGGAACACUUCUGGAUGGCACCCAGGUUCUGAAAAUCUUUGUGAAGCAAGCUGAAUCGCAUUCCAUUUUAGUUUCUUGGAAAGUUAACUCCAAUGUCAUGACUUCCAAUUUAAAGUGGUCAUCAGCUACUAUGAAGAUUGACAACCCUCACAUUACAUACACCGCUCGGGUCCCAGUUGACGUACAUGAAUAUAACCUCACGCAUUUACAACCUUCUACAGAUUAUGAAGUGUGUCUCACUGUGUCCAACAUCCACCAACAAACACAAAAGUCCUGUGUUAAUGUUACAACAAAAAAUGCAGCUUUUGCGCUGGAUAUUUCAGACCAAGAAACCAGCACUGCUCUGGCAGCGGUAAUGGGAUCGAUGUUUGCUGUAAUUAGCCUUGCCUCCAUUUCUGUUUACAUUGCAAAAAGAUUUAAGAGAAAAAACUACCACCAUUCACUGAAAAAAUAUAUGCAAAAGACCUCCUCAAUCCCCCUGAAUGAGCUCUAUCCUCCACUUAUUAAUCUCUGGGAAGGCGACAGCGAUAAGGACAAGGAUGGUUCUGCAGAGACCAAGCCAACCCAAGUCGACACAUCCAGAAGCUAUUACAUGUGGUAACUCAGAGGAUAUUUUGCUUCUGGUAGUAAGGAGCACAAAGACUUUUUUGCUUUAUUCUGCAAAAAUGAGAAGUUGAAGACUUUUGUAUUUUUGACUUUGCUAGUUUGUGGCAGAGUGGUGAGGACAGGUGGAUAUUUCAGAAUUUUUUAGUAUAGCGUAUCGCAAUUGUUUGACACAAAUGGCAGCUUCACCUAGCUUCCAGAGUUCUUUUUUUUUUUCCCCUUUCUCUCUUUUUUUUUUUUUUUAGUUAUUGUGCUAAACUUAAUGCUGUUCUAACUACAGUGCUGAAUAAAAUUAAUGAGAGGCUGGGGUUACCCUGUGAUUCAAAAGUAGCACAACCCCAUUCUUCUGAAGCCAUCAGUAGAGUACAGUAUCUUGCAAAGCUAACAUACAGUUUUGAAACUGCAUUGAACUAGUUUUGUAAUGCUGGUCUGAGGACUCGAGCUGAGAAAAAGGAGAUCUUGAAGGAUGUUAGUUGACAGUACUGUAAUGUUGUAUCAACUGAUCUGAAUGUUUUUGACUUUGGACAAUGAGUUAUCUUUUUUCUUUUUGUAGUAGUUGAAAAGGCCUAGGUAAAGCUAACAGGCAAUAGAAAUAUGUACACCCAGGCUUUUAGUGUAACAGACUAAAUGUUAAUUGUUCUCUUCUUUUUAUUAUCUUCAGUAGACACCUUUGAAGAACAGUAGAGUUUUGUUGCGCUUAAACCACCACCCCGUGGUGUUUAACGAAGGCAGAGCUAUCAUAACUUUAGUUUCCUUCUGAUUUUUUUUUUUUUUAUUUUAGAAGUCACAAUAAUGUACUGGUUUUAGAUGUCACUAGUUUGACUGGUGAUCAUGUUUUGACAUAAAAUAUAUCCAAAAUGUCAUAGAAAAAUAUUGUGUUUUUUUCUUGAUGGGAUUACAUUUCAACUAAGUUGCAGGGUUGGUUUUUCCAUUGUUGUUUUUUAUGCAUUUACUUUAAUAGUGUUUUCCCUGCGCUGGAUGCAAAAUACUGAAAAUAAUUAGAAAACUAGGUCCGGCUUUUAGACUGUAAGUCACAUGCAGAAUCAAAACUGUUUGGCAUAAGGUACACAGCAAAAAAAUUCAGCCUAAAAUUUUUUUCCUUUUUGUAUACGUUUCUGUUUAUAUUCUGAGCUGAGACGCAAAUGAAGCUGACAUUUAGCUGUCAUUAUGAUCAGUUAGGACAAAAACCAACUCAGUGCUCCCAAACUGAAAGAAAAUAACCAAAUCCUGGCACACACGUUUGAAAACAAUGUGAACGGGAUUUAUGUUCCUUCAAAAGCAGAAAGUAAGAUAGCUAAACCUAACCAGACAGGAACGAGUUUGGGUCCAAUAGGGAACUAUAGUUUCACCAGGUUUAAAGUCAACUAGUACUCUGAGCAUUUCACUGAAUUAGUAUCUUAAAGUGGAAGACCUCAGCAAGCAUUGGUGUUUGUGUGUGCACUGGGUAUAACAUAAACACACAACUGACAGUUGAACCUACAGAAGCUUUGUACGUUGUCUUUUCUGAAUCCACCGGAGUUCUCAGCAGGACUGCACACAGUCACAGCAGGGGGGGUUCUGGUGGAGCGUGUGGUUGCAGUUACACUGGAUACCUAAUCAGCAAGCACAGAGUUUUCUACGCGUUAUGACCACUGACCAAUGUGCAACCUUUUAAAUGUUUUUACAUGCCAAAUGUUCUUAGUGAGUAAAAGUUAAUUGUUACAACAAUGGAUGUGCCUGGAUUUUGGGGUCGCAGUUUUUUUUUUUAACUCACUAAUUUAUCUAAAGAAGAAAAAUUCAGCACUCACCCGAAAUUGCAGACAGACAGCUUCCAACUUCUCUAUUCCCUUCAGCCAACAGUCUGGAAAUGAAAAAGUCAGCAUAGUUUUACUAAGAGCGCUUUGGUGCAGAAUCCUCAGUGUCUCUCUCAGAUAUAUACCUUGUCAAUUUGCAUUUCGAUGCAAAGCUGAGUGAAGCUAUUAAUCAUGCAUUUAAAUCAAGUACUUCUGCUACACACAAUUUUGUACACGUUCAUGAGAUCUCACAUUUUUAAUCACACAAUAGUUACAUGUUGGGAUUAGGCAAGUGUCCUUUGAUCAUGGAGAAGCAGCAUGCUGGAAGCAUUCAUGUUAUCACCUUCUCCCUUAUUUUAUGUUAAUGCAAAAAUCUCCCCUUGCCUUCUCCGCCAGAAAAGCUUCAGAGCAAUAAUUACCAUCUUGUGUAUAUGCUAUCCUAACCUUAAAACUGCCUCUAUCCUUAUAACAGAGAUAAUGAAUUAAAACUGAGAUCUCUUUUGCACUGAAGAUUCACUGUACUUUUUCCAGAGAAAAGGACACAGGGAGGACAAGGUUGGCAGCAAAAUUACAGCUUCCAACUUGCAAAACAUCAUAAAAUUGUCUUGAGAAAGUAAUUAUUGAGCAAGUGUCAGAUGCUGCAGAGCAGGCCUCUUCCUCCCGCACCUUCCUGCAGCACUUGUGCAGCUGUACCACAAACACUCGGUAACAACAAGCUUUCACCUGAGCCUCCUGUCCAACGGGGUCGGCAUACGGGAAGGGAAGCAGUGUCUGAUGUGUUCCUUGCCACUGGGGAAAUUAUGUGCCUGUUCUUCCCUGCAGACCUAUUUGGCAGUUUUAUGUCAUUUGUUAUCGUUAUAGUGCAAUGCUGUUAAAGAACAGCAAGAGAAAAUGGCCUUAUGACAGUCAUAUACUUCUGGAUGUGCUGAUCUGUAGUAUUUCAGGGGAGCUGAUGUUGCUGGGGCUCUGGCAGAGAGAUGCAGGUUCCCUGACAACAGCUCAACAGCCACAACACCCUGUUAGUGCCGCACAUUCUGCACAUACAGCCACCAGUGACAUGUAUUUUCAGCCUUGUAAUCUAUGCCCUUAGAGCUCUGUACAGUUCUCCUGGAAAGUUAAAAUUCUGCUAAUAAAAGGAAAAAAAAAACAACAGUGGGUAAGAGAUUAAUGACAUGUGGCAUAUAAUCUUAGCAAAUAACCUUCAGCCUUGUCCUAGCAAUUCUGUGCUUGCAGUUUGUUGUAAGCAAAAAUAAAAAUAUUCUCUUUGCCUAAUUGCCUUCAAAAUAUAUUUGGAUCUACCAUUCACUGGAGACAAAAACACCCUCAGUUUGCUCAGAACCAGAGAUCAAGCCUGGCUGCUAUAAAGCAGUAUGUGAAGAACCAUGGUUGUCUUGCACUUGGCUAACAGUUUAGAAAUGCUCUGUAAGAGUAGAUAUCUCAUACCCAACUAAACGUUUGCAGUGUUACUUCCACAUGAUUUCCCAAUAAUAAACUAUCCUUGUGCCCUGAAGAGCAAGUCACUUAUUCAAGUGUGGUAUUCAGUACUCUAGCUACAUCCACUUUGCACUUCCUCACCCAAACUAUAACAUCCUCUUGCAUCGAGAGGAUACCUUCUCACCCAUGGACCCACGCUCAUGUUGGACAUGGACUUGGACUACAGCACACAGAUACCACAGACAUGUAUUCCUGCUGCAGGAUUUGCCUUCUCAGCGCACUGCACUGACAUCCCAGCACCCAAGGGCAAGGUGGACGUGCUAACACUGCACUUCUUCACGACAACCCCAAGUGCCUGCGUGGGAGAGAGCAAACGUUGUUGCAUGCAGCCCAAGUUAAAGUACUGCUGUUGUAUCCCAUGAGAGAAGCCUGCUACCAAAACCCCAGAUAAGAUAUUUUACCUCUGUUUCCAACUACAGAGAUAUUUACACUGGGGAACUUCCAUCCACCUGUCCCCAGCACAUCCCUGCAGCACCUGCCUGCCUCCUCCUGCCCUCUGCCACUCAGGCAAACCCCGUACAGCCCUGUGAAUCUCAGGAUCUCAUGAGAGGUCACCAAAGGACUUGGAAUUUGUAUUUAACUUUGCAGAUCCCUGCUUUCCCUACCAACCCUUCUCCUUUCACCUCCUUCUUAACCUGUUUUCCUUUCAGCUGUCUCCCUUUGAGGACCACAGCAGCAGCUGGCUGGCAGCAGGAUGCGGCUCAUGGCUCAACUUGCAGCACACAGCACUUCAGUGCUGCCCCUCUGUCUCCACAUUACUGCAAACAAAAACAACUGUCCCCUUAGCAAAAGAGCUCCAUGUCUUCCCACAUCUCUCUACUCCAAAUCUUUUUCCUUAUUUUGGGGCACAUUGUGAGCCUCUGUUACUUUUUCGACUGGUAUAAAAGCAACAACAGACUCAUUUUUCUUUCCAGUAAAGGUGACUUACCAUAAAAAUUUGUACUAUUGUAUAUUUAUGUCACAUAGACCAAAGGAAUGCUGAAUCAUAACAGGUUUUGAAAUACAAGAAAUAAACACAUUGGAAAAGACAACUGAUCAUUAAGUAGAAUUUUCAUAAGGAACUGAAUGAGUUCCAAGCUUACAUCUCAUUAACUUCAGUGAUGCCUCAGCUCUGGAAAGAGGUGAAGCAGAUCCUAAUGGAGAGCUUUAGGAAGCGUUAACUCAUCUGAAAUCCUGGACAGCUCUGAGACAUUUUCUGUGCAAUUCUGUAACAUGGAUUUUUACAAAGAUCAUUUGAAAUCAUAAUCCGCAUUUCAGUUAAGGGAAUGGGUGAGAAUGGGAUUUAAAUCCUGCCAUCCUCAGUGGGGUAUUACUGAUUUUUCAGACAUCUAAACAUCUGUGUCUUUGGCAGCUGCAGUGCCAGAUUUCUGCUCACAACCACACACCUGGAGGAAAAAUUCCGGGCAGGAUUUUUUGAACAGCAGCUUUUCCUCCUGCAGCCUAUUCUGCUGGGCUUCAUUCUAAGCAAGAAGUAAUAUGUAAGAAAAGAUCAGUGCAGGGAAAGAAGAAGAGCAAUCAUUGAAGUGUCAACCACAUCCUGAGCCAAAGAAGGUUCUUGGACAUGGAAGGCCAUGAAGACCACACAGCACAUUUAAGGACUGUGCAGAACCUAACAGUGCAGGUCAGCUCAUUGCUCUGCAACACAAACACAUGCUUGUAACUGGUAUUUCUGGUUUCAGGUAUUAAAUUAUCCCUUUAUACCUGAAGUAA
Messenger RNA from Gallus gallus (chicken), 7512 nucleotides. It is a transcript of the gene LRRN1, whose product is annotated as leucine rich repeat neuronal 1. The record is from RefSeq and is marked provisional. Gene Ontology annotation, molecular function: protein binding. NCBI's taxonomy places the organism in Eukaryota, Metazoa, Chordata, Aves, Galliformes, Phasianidae. The coding region runs from base 384 to 2534 and encodes 716 amino acids. The transcript has 2 exons.